Molecule: messenger RNA, 1765 nt
Organism: Magnolia sinica
Lineage: Eukaryota; Viridiplantae; Streptophyta; Magnoliopsida; Magnoliales; Magnoliaceae
Product: probable nucleoredoxin 2
Exons: 3
Coding region: 98-1348 (416 amino acids)
Molecular function (GO): thioredoxin-disulfide reductase (NADPH) activity
Source: RefSeq, a predicted model, not a curated record
CCAAUGUUCAAGUUCCAUUAAAAAAAGAAGAAAAAAAAGAAAAAAAGAAAGAAAAAAAGCUGAGGGAAGGAAGGAGAGAGAGAGAGAGUUGAGGGCAAUGGCUGCUGCAAACAACACCUCCAUUGCUACUGAAGACUGCAAGAGCCAUGUCUCCUUCCACUUACUGAACUCUGAAAGCAGGGAUUUCCUAAUCUCUCCCUCUGGGAACCAGGUGAAAAUUUAUGAGUUGAAAGGGAAAACGAUUGGGUUGUACUUUUCUGCGAACUGGUACUCCCACUGUCAGAACUUCACGCCUAUCUUAGCCAGCAUUUACAACCAAUUGAAGGAACAAGGUGCUGAAUUUGAAAUUGUGUUUGUUUCGUCUGAUGAGGAUCAGAGAUCCUUUGAUGAGUUUCAUGGAACCAUGCCUUGGCUUGCCAUACCCUUCUCCGAUCUACAAUCAAAGAAAGCUUUGACUCAGAUGUUUCAAAUUGAAGGUAUUCCUUCCCUUAUCAUACUUGACCCAUCCGGUAAUCCAAUACAAACGGAAGGCGUUGACCUUGUCUAUCGAUACGGCAUCCAGGCGUUUCCUUUUACUGCAGAAAGGAUGGAAGAGUUGGUAGCUGAAGAGAAAGCAAAUCAUGCCUCUCAGACUCUAGAGAAACUGCUCGCCACUGACAGUAGGGAUUACGUCAUUGCUCAAAAUGAACAGGUACCCAUUUCCUAUUUGGUUGGGAAAACAGUAGGACUGUAUUUCUCAGCUCAAUGGUGUCCUCCCUGUGUGAAAUUCACUCCACGAUUGUUGACCGUAUACAAGAAUCUUAAAGAAAAGAAAGAGGACUUCGAGAUAAUCUUUAUCUCAAUUGACAGAGAUGAAGCGGGUUACUUGGAGUGCUGUAAGUCAAUGCCAUGGCCUGCUUUGCCCUAUGGAGAUGAGACAGCGAAGGUCUUAUCAAAGUAUUUCAACAUUCAAGGAAUUCCAUCACUCAUCGUAAUUGGACCUGAUGGAAAGACGGUCACAAAGGAAGGACGCAAUCUCAUCAAUUUACACUCAGACAUGGCAUACCCUUUUACUGAAGCCCAGCUUCUAUUGCUUCAAGAAAAGCAGGAUGAAGAAGCCAAGAGAUACCCAAAAUCUUUCCAUCACGUGGGUCACCGUCACAUACUGAAUUUAGUGUCAGCUAGCUCGGGGGGUGGCCCGUUUAUAUGCUGUGAGUGCGAUGAGCAGGGCUCAGGGUGGGCAUACCAGUGCAUCGAAUGUGGAUACGAAGUCCACCUCAAGUGUGCUCGGGAGGUCGACAGAGAUAACCCUGAAAAAAAACAGGUGAGGACUGUUGAUCCAUUCUGUGCUUGUAGCAGUGCUCCCUGAGGAUAUUGGAAUGAACCAGUCUUUGGGUUUCUAACACUGAGUAAGAAUCAAAUUGUAUAGAAUCUAUAGAUUAUGUGGAGGUAUUUCAAAGAUUAGUGAAGACAGAUAUAGAUGGUCGCCCUCGGUGUGUGUAAAUCUUGGUGUGAAGCUAAUGGGAUUCUUCAAGCAGAAAACUCCCAUUCUAUCCAAGAUCUGGAGCCUAGUUGCUUUCCGAAACCAGGUAUUUCAUGCCUCUGUUUGCUUUUCCGUUGUUGUGUGUGUAGUUCGUAUCGGAUUUUGGGGGACUCAUUAGUAGUCCUUGAUAAUUGUGUGUUUCUUCCUCUAAUUGUAUUGGGUGAUGAUGACUCCUAACUUAAUAGGGAAGUAUGAGUGGAAGUGUUUGCAUUAAUAGCAUGUAUGCUACAAUUUACUUCUGCA